Paraphaeosphaeria sporulosa is the source of this 1317-nucleotide messenger RNA. Its product is annotated as meiotic expression up-regulated protein 14. The transcript is spliced from 6 exons. Gene Ontology annotation, biological process: eisosome assembly; endocytosis; negative regulation of protein kinase activity. Gene Ontology annotation, cellular component: plasma membrane; eisosome filament. NCBI's taxonomy places the organism in Eukaryota, Fungi, Ascomycota, Dothideomycetes, Pleosporales, Didymosphaeriaceae. The record is from RefSeq and is a predicted model, not a curated record. Gene Ontology annotation, molecular function: lipid binding. The coding region runs from base 193 to 1239 and encodes 348 amino acids.
GUUCGCACGGUGCUGUGGAGACGAUCUGCUGUGAUUAGCGGGGGCUGAAUCGCCGACGACCGAUGACGUAGUUCCGCGUCCUCCACCGUACAAACAUCAUCGUCGCCCUCGCUGCAGGCCUCCUCAACACCAUAACACCACCGUCGCACUUUCGCUCUAUACCGAACAGUCUUGCCCCAUCCUACCGCCAACAUGCACAGAACAUACUCGAUGCGCCAAUCGCGCGCCCCUACGGCGUCGCAGAUUCAGAACCCCCCGCCUCCGUCUUCGUCGACCAAGUCGGGGCGAUUCUUUGGCAGGGCAAACAUUGGACACACCUUCCGCCACAAGGCAGCGGGCUCCUUCGGACCUGAUCUUGCGAAGAAGCUCUCGGCACUGGUGAAGAUGGAGAAGAACGUUAUGCGCUCCAUGGAGCUUGUCAGCAGAGAACGCAUGGAGGUUGCUCAACAACUUUCAAUCUGGGGUGAGGCUUGCGACGAUGAUGUCUCCGAUGUUACCGACAAGCUGGGUGUCCUCAUCUACGAGAUUGGCGAGCUCGAGGACCAGUUUGUCGACCGCUACGACCAGUACCGUGUGACCAUCAAGAGCAUCCGAAACAUUGAGGCGUCUGUCCAGCCCAGUCGCGACCGCAAGCAGAAGAUCACCGACCAGAUUGCCCAGCUCAAGUACAAGGAGCCCAACUCGCCCAAGAUCGUUGUUCUUGAGCAGGAGCUCGUUCGCGCCGAGGCUGAGUCUUUGGUCGCUGAGGCCCAGCUUUCCAACAUCACUCGUGAGAAGUUGAAGGCUGCCUUCACGUACCAGUUUGACGCUCUCCGUGAGCACAGCGAGAAGAUCGCCAUCAUUGCCGGCUUCGGAAAGCACCUCCUUGAGCUCGUCGAUGAUACUCCUGUGACUCCUGGAGAGACCAGGAAUGCUUACGAUGGCUACGAGGCCAGCAAGGCCAUCAUUCAGGACUGCGAGGAUGCUUUGACCAACUGGGUCACGCAGAACGCUGCCGUCAGCUCCAAGCUUUCCACUCGCGCUCGCACUCUCUCGCAACGUCGCAAGAACGCUCACCGCGGCGAGGGUGUUGACCUCUCCCACCAGGACCAGCCGCUCGGCGACAGGGAAUCCGGCCUCUGGAUCCCGGCUUCAGAGCACGCUGGUAACGGCUACGAGGAGGAGGAGGAUGACCUCGAUGCCCCCUCAACCAUCGCGGAGACCCGAGGCCGCGAGGAGGAGAGGGUAGUUGCUGCUUAAGUCCUUGUUCAACAAGGAUUGUAGCGCAUCACUCCUCUGAUGGUCCAGCUUCUCAACCUACGAUGUAUACCCCUGACG